AUGGGACAAGCACUUCUCGGGCUCGCAGCAGGCGUGCUAUGCCUGGCACUUUACACGCUCAGGCUGAACUGGGUGCUUUCGCAUACGCCCCCGGAAGCGGCUCACCACGCAGCGGAUCCGCUGACGAAGGAACAUAUUCGCGAUGUAUUUGAGAGGGUGAAGAGGGAUGGGAUUGACUGGGUGGGAGAGUUGCCGCCGAGGAAGGAUAGGCGGUAUAUCGUGGUGGGAGGCUCUGGAUUACUUGGAGGACAAAUUGUUCUGCAUCUCUUGGCCAUGGGAACCCCGCCUGAAGCAAUCCGCAUAGUAGACGUCCGCCGCCCGUUCACCUUUGAGGAGCAAUUCUGCCAUGAACCAGCAUCCAAAGUGGCCGUUGUGCAGACUGACAUCACCGACGAAGCGGCAACUCUCAAGUCAUACGAGGUUCCCUGGCCAGAAGCUGUGGCCAACCUACCGCUGACGGUCUUUCACACGGCGGGCGUGAUCCGGCCUUUUGAGCGGUACGCAAUGUUCUACGAGCGCACAUCAAGGGUCAACGUCACCGGCGCGAUGCAUUCACUACAGGCGGCGAAGAAGGUCGGCGCGAGCAUCUUUGUGUAUACGUCGAGCUCGAACGCGGCGCUGAAGCAGGUCAAGUGGCUGUUUGCGCCGUGGGCGAGGAGACAGCAGCCUCAAGGACUCGUGCAGCUCUUGGACAACUCGGAUUUCUUUGAGCCGCUGAGGCCGCCGACUGGGUAUCCGACCAAUUAUGCGCGGAGCAAGGCCGAGGCCGAGAGGCUCGUCUGUGGUGCGGACGAGCGAGUUGCUGGCGCGGGUAGUAGUAGUAGUGCCUCGAGGAUUCGGACUGGUGUGAUUCGGCCCGGGAAUGCGGUGUACGGACAUGUGAGAGACAAUGUCGUGGGGAGGAUGCUUGGAUUGAAGCACUGUCCGACGUGGGUGGCGGGGAAUGUGCAGAGCUGGUGCCAUGUGCAGAAUGCUUCGCUGGCGCAUUUGCUGUAUGAGGAUGCGUUGUUGGGGGAUCACGUCGACAGGGUUGCCGGACGGCCGUACAUUGUGACGGAUAGGGGGAAGCCGUUGCGGUUCGACGAUGUCUACCGGCUUCUUGAUACGGCGAGCACGACGGGCCUGAAGGUGAGCUAUCCACCGCCGGUGCUGAUGCUGGUGCUCUGCUACCUGGUGGAGUGGUAUGCCUUGGUUGUGAACAUGGUGCCGAAGGUGCUGCAGAGGUGGGUGAGCGAGCCUGGGGAGCCGCUGCGAUGGGUCCAGCCGGGCGUGUUUGCGACGGGGCUGAAUCGUGUUGUGGACGAUUCGGAGGCGAGGAGGGGGGUGGAGGAGGGGGGCAUUGGGUAUAGGGCUGGUUGUUCGACGGUGGAGGGGAUGUGUGAGAUGGUUAGGGGGUGGAAUGAGUGGAUUGCUAAGGGGCGAUGA
Molecule: messenger RNA, 1425 nt
Organism: Trichoderma citrinoviride
Lineage: Eukaryota; Fungi; Ascomycota; Sordariomycetes; Hypocreales; Hypocreaceae
Product: putative 3-beta hydroxysteroid dehydrogenase/isomerase family protein
Exons: 2
Coding region: 1-1425 (474 amino acids)
Biological process (GO): steroid biosynthetic process
Molecular function (GO): 3-beta-hydroxy-Delta5-steroid dehydrogenase (NAD+) activity
Source: RefSeq, a predicted model, not a curated record